AUGGGACAGUCUUCUUCUACGGCUCGAAAUCCAUCCGAUAUUGGCUUUCCGGAUUACCUGACCCCGGCCUCGAUUGUGCGUGACCCCAGCACGCGGGAUGAAGACAUGAACCACAGGCAACCAUUUGAGCAGAACGGAGAGGCUGGUACCUCGUCCACAGCGGAAAUGAACUCAACUAGUCCACACGAUUUCGAACCGAACCAAACAAACGAGCCGCCGGAAACAGGGCAACAACCCACAAGCCACUUUGGAGGGGGUUCACAUCCAAUGCGAAGCAUCGAAGAGGAAGAUGUACCGGAACUGGAGGCAAAUGAAAGGGAUUACCGCUCCACGGCUAUGACACGCAUGGCGGCGAGAAGGCAAUCUACCAUGUCAAGGCUGGGUUCCAGGAUUCUACCCAAUUCCGUCAUCCGAGGUCUCCUGAGCAGCCAGGAAGAGACACCUGCAGAGGGCCAUGCACACAGGCAUGGAUUAGUAUCGAGGACACCGCCAAGGUCUGAAUCAGCACAUAGCAGUGGCCGCUUCAGCCCAUUCAGUGCCCUUGGUUCUCGGGGAAUCAGCCGCCGACGUUCCGCUCGGGGGCCGUAUCUCAUUCCCCCACGUGCCGAAUCGUCAGUCAUAGCGGAUACGGCAACUGGCUCACCAUUUCUCGAUAAUACCGCUGACCGUCUAACUGAGCCCGGUCGAGCCUCUUGGCGUCGGAGUGGUCGACUGCAUCGGGUGCGCCAUUCUUUAUCAACACCCAUAUCCCAUAUGUUUGGUCAACCUUCGUUAGGCAAUUCGUCACAAGAAGAUGACUCUUCACGCCUGUCACACGGGCCUUCUCUGAGCGAUAGCUUGCCUAGUGCUAUGGACACUCGACUAGAUUUCGGAGCGCCUUUGCAUGAAUUGGACUCGGUUGAGCCAAGCGUGCACGCUAAUGGAGCUACACCUUCUGGCAAUCCCCAGUUAAUGCGCCGACUGCCUGGUCUUUUGAGAGCACGAUCUGCACGCUCUUUGCGACGAGAAGAACAAACCCCUCUGUCUCGGGUGCUUCAACUUGCCGCGGCAGCGAUUGCAGCUCAAUUGUCUGGUGCCAAUGGGCCUCCUUUGCCAAACAUUCAAGCACUAGGAAACGACGGCCUGGAUGGGUCUCUAGAGAACUUCAUCCAAAGUUUGCAGAGUGCCACAUCCACUCAAGCUCAGCCGACGGCAUCAGCAGAGGGAUCAAGCAACAAUGGAAAUGAAGGACCUUCACCCCCAGUCAAUUUUUUACGAGUCUUCCGAUUCGCCAACGCUGAUUCUCCUGUUGGUGCUAAUCCACUUGGUCGCAGCACCAGCGGAUCUGAGACUCCUGGAGCGCCAUCGGAUGGAAUGUCUGUUGAUGAGCCCCCAGAAACAGCGGAAGGACGAACAGUGACUCUGGUCGUUGUUGGGGUCAGGUCAGUGCCAGCUGGCAGUGGGGGCAACAGUGAACAUGGGCCACCAGCUCCAGGGGGCCCGGGGCUGGAUGCUCUGCUUGGGCUACCUUUCCUCUCGCCAAAUGCCAUUCCGCGGCCACACGAGGCACCUGGUGAUCUUGGACAGCGGACAGAUGGACGUCCUAGACUCCAUGUCCCACGCCCCCCAGGCUCUAUUCCCAGCGUAGCGGAGCUUCUACGGCACUCAGGCGCAAAUGCCCCCAGGAGAUUAUCCGACGCUGGCCCUCGCACCGCUUUGCCAAAUUUCCCUCUUUCAGCCUUAUCUGAAAGUCCACCGGGGCCCCCAUCCUCCACCCUCGACGCCCGCUGA
Messenger RNA from Penicillium pulvis, 1770 nucleotides. RefSeq lists its product as uncharacterized. The coding region runs from base 1 to 1770 and encodes 589 amino acids. The transcript has a single exon. Lineage: Eukaryota; Fungi; Ascomycota; Eurotiomycetes; Eurotiales; Aspergillaceae. The record is from RefSeq and is a predicted model, not a curated record.